AUGAAUGGUGUAAAUACUGCAGGCGGAUUUUUGAUAACAACAGGAUCUCCUACUAGUGUAUCUGCAACAUUAGGAUAUGUUAAUAGUAACAUGAUACCACUUACUUCAACUACACCUCAAGGAACACAUUUAUUCCGUGAAAUACAAUCAUCUACAGAUAAUCAUGGAGAAUAUGAAUAUUUACAUGCAUUCUAUUGGAGUAUGUUAAGUUUAUUCCCUGUUGGUGGAUUUCCUACGCCUAAUUGUCCUGUCGCCUACUUUUAUUUAAUAUGUGAAGGUUACUGCACAAAAGAAUUUCAAGCUCGACUUGACAGUGUUAAAAAUUAUAUGACAUUAAGAAGAGUUCCAGCUGCUCUACAAGAACGUGUUAUCAAUUGGUUUGAUUUUUUAUGGUAUACAAAUAAAAUUACUGAUGAAGACAAAGUUCUACAAAACUUGCCGUAUAAAUUAAAAGCAGAAAUAGCUAUUCAUGUACAUUUGAAUACAUUAAAACAAGUGGAAAUAUUUCAAGAUACAGAAGAAGGCUUUUUAUCGGAAUUAGUAUUAAAACUACGCGUUGUAUUGUUUGCUCCAGGAGAUUAUGUAUGUCGUAAAGGUGAAAUCGGUAAACAGAUGUAUAUUGUUAAUCGUGGUAAAUUACACGUCUUAGGAGAUGAUGGACAUACAGUCUUGGCUACGCUGCAUGCUGGAAGUUAUUUUGGGGAACUGUCUAUCCUAAAUUUAGGCAAUAAUGGUAAUCGACGUACAGCAUCAGUACGUUCUCUUGGCUAUUCUGAUUUAUUCUGUUUAUCUAAAUCUGAUCUUUGGGAAGUUCUCAAGGAAUAUCCAAAUGCUAGAAGUAAACUUGAAGCUGAUGCAUAUAAAAAAAUGAAUCAAUAUCAAAAUAUUCCACAACAAAAUACCAGAGAUUUUCCAGCUAAAUCUCUCCCAUAUGAAAGAAAAAACUUGAAUAUAUCAAAUACACUGAACUAUCCUAGUUGUACUUCUGUGACUUUUGAAAACAUCCUUACAAAUACCACUCAUCCAACAGGCAAUCAAAUUAACCAGUCUCAUUUAUUCAUGAAUUCAAAUCAUGAUUGUUUACUGCGUGUUUCUAAUAGCGAUGGAUCAGAUGGCUAUGGAAGUGAUCCAAGCCGUUGUUCAGCUUUUCUGUCUACACCACAAAGAUCUCCUACUCCACCGGCUAUUUCAUGCGCAAACAAUUCUGAUAACGCUAAUAAUAUAACAUCAAAUCAUUCAACAUGUCCGCUGUCUAAUUUUACACUCCCUAAUAAUAUAACCAAUCACAAUCAAUCUGCAUUCUUCGAUAUUCAUGAAAAUCUAUCUAGUUCAGCGACUUUAGCAGUGAGUAAUAGUGUACCAGGAAAUAGUAUUCCAUUUCAUUCUAAUGAAAAUCAACAAGUUUUCAAUACUUCAGCAUCUGAAUCACAUCAGUACUCAUGGUUGAAAUCUUGUCCACCUAAUUCGACUUCUCUUGGUAAACAACGUAAUCUGUCGAUGCCCACAGAUUUAUUCCACGUGGCUAAAAAUACUUCUCGCUCAAACAGCAACCAACUUAGAGGAGCACCUAAUAUGAAAUCUCCACAGAAUCCAUCACAUAAUUUUUAUUCUAAUCAGUCGAAAAGAGUGGAAAAUGACAAUCUAUGUCAUAAAUAUUAUAAUUCUAAUUAUCCAAUGAAGGAAGAACAUCUCAGUGUUGUAAACUAUGAUAAUACAAUGAAUGGACAAAGAGUUAUCCCAGUGAUAUGCUUUGAAAAAGCCUCUACACCAUCUGUAUCAGAAGCGACAGUCUCAGAAGAUGAACAAGAAUUUCCAACUGUUUAUGAACAACACAACAGACAAUUGACAUCGCCGAAUGUAAUUAAAUUUCCGCCAUCCUCAUCAACACCUACAUCUUCACCAAUGUCAUUAACAACCCUAGAAAAAAAUUGUGUUCAUUUAAAACUUCCAAAGCAUAAAACUUCUAAUUGGAUAGGUAAAAGACCACCAUGGCCUUACAAUAAAGGCUGUUCAUCGUAUCAUUAUAAAUCACAUGGAUUAUUUAAAACAGGACAUCAUUCUUAUACUUCGUCUAUAGAUAAUCCAACGUCUACAUUUAUAUGUCAGUGUAAAACUAAUAAUAAUAAUAAUAAUAAACAAAAUAGUCAAGAAUUGAUUGAACACUUGAAUCAAUUGAAUUAUCGAAUAAAUAAAUUAGAGAAUGAUAAUUUUGCCUUACAAAAUUGUCUAUUAAAUCAAUCAGCUUCAAGUCAACAAUUACAUCCACCGUCAACAUCCCCAUUACUGCAGCAUAAACAAUCACUUCCAGUGAAUUUAACACGUAAGCAUAGUCUACCAGUUAAACCGUUAAGUAGCUAUCAACAGAUUCAAGAAGAUCAAGUCACACCGCCUACCACAUCACCAAGUAUAGUGAUCAAUGAAAAUUCAAUCAGUGAGUAUAGAAAUUUGAAAGAGCUCAAAGUUAAAAAAUCUCAGUCUAAUAUGCCUAAAAGACAAGAAAAUGGAGAAGAUGUGAAUGGAGACAAUUUAGACGAGAAACAAAAUCCAAGAGAUGACAAUUCACCCGUAUUUACUUUGGAUUAA
Messenger RNA from Trichobilharzia regenti, 2583 nucleotides. The record is from the annotation of a GenBank genome assembly. NCBI's taxonomy places the organism in Eukaryota, Metazoa, Platyhelminthes, Trematoda, Strigeidida, Schistosomatidae.